CAGAGGAUUACUGCUCUAAACAUGCAACCUGAGACAUACACUUGAUAAUGUUAUGUGUUUUAGAGCACACACUGGGAAAGCUGUCUUCCACUUUGUCUGAUCCAACUCUGUCAGUCAUGGUUGCAGUCGGCAGGGAUGCAGCUUUACCUUGGGUGUCACAAUGGGACACAGUCAACUGUCAAUUUGACAAAGGCACAGCAGUCAGAGAGCAGGUUUAAUCCAAACCUGUUGAAGUCAGUUGAGAAAUCUUUUGAAGCUGCAGGACGCUGGUUUAAGAGAAGUUAAUAAUGGCUGAUAAUCAUGGCAACCACUUCAAUGCUCCAAUGGUGACAAAGGCACACUGGAAGAAACCCAGCCAUACUCCAGAUUUAUUUGCAAUGAUUGAAAAGAUACAGGGCAAAAGGAUGGAUGAGCAGAGGUGCACCUUUCCUCCCCCACUCAAGACAGAGGAGGACUACAUUCCAUACCCAAGUGUCCAUGAGGUGUUGGGCAGAAAAAGCCCCUUUCCUCUCAUCCUCCUCCCGCAGUUUGGGGGUUACUGGAUCGAGGGGACUAACCAUGAGAUGAGUGACACAGUGGAAACAGAACAGCCGCAGCCUCAGUCUCCGAACACCCGCACCAAGCUGGAAUGUAACACAACAGCUACGAUCUUCCGGAAACACUUCCUGGGAAAGGAACACUUUAAUUACUAUUCAGUGGACAGCGCCCUUGGACAUCUGGUGUUCUCUCUAAAGUAUGAUGUUAUUGGUGACCAGGAACAUCUCCGUCUGAUGCUCAGGACCAAGCUGAAAACCUACCAUGAUGUGAUCCCCAUUUCCUGUCUGACAGAGUUUCCCAAUGUGGUCCAAAUGGCCAAGCUCGUCUGUGAAGAGGUCAAUGUGGACCGCUUUUUUCCUGUCCUUUAUCCAAAAGCUUCAAGACUUAUUGUCACUUUCGAUGAACAUGUGAUAAGCAACAAUUUCAAGUUUGGGGUCAUUUAUCAAAAGUUUGGACAGACUUCAGAGGAAGAGCUGUUUGGCAACAGUGAAGAGAGUCCUGCCUUUGUAGAAUUCCUGGAGUUUCUAGGAGAGAAAAUUGAGCUGCACAACUUUAAAGGUUUCCGCGGAGGGUUAGACGUGACUCACGGGCAGACUGGCGCGGAAUCUGUCUACUGCAACUACCGUAACAAAGAGGUCAUGUUCCACGUGUCCACAAAGCUGCCUUACACAGAUGGGGACACCCAGCAGUUGCAGAGAAAGAGGCACAUAGGAAACGACAUUGUGGCCAUCUUAUUCCAAGAGGAAAACACUCCCUUUGUACCAGACAUGAUCGCCUCCAACUUUCUCCAUGCCUACAUUGUGGUCCAAGUAGUCAACCCCUGCUCUGACAAUGUUCUCUACAAGGUGUCAGUGACAGCACGGGAUGAUGUACCUUUCUUUGGCCCGGCACUCCCAAACCCUGCUGUCUUUAAAAAAAGCCCUGAAUUUCAUGAAUUCCUUUUUAUGAAGCUCAUCAAUGCAGAGUAUGCCUGCUGCAAAGCCGAGAAAUUUUCCAAAUUAGAGGAACGAACGAGGUCGGCCUUGUUAGAGACCCUUUAUGAGGAGCUCCAUGUGAACAGUCAGGCCAUGAUGGGUGUCGGAGGAGACGACGACAAACUGGAAAAUGGCAGUGCAGGAGGAGGGGGCUUCUUUGAGUCCUUCAAGCGGGUGAUCCGCAGCAGGAGCCAGUCUAUGGAUGCCACGGGUCUUACUUUCAAGAAGCCGCACACAUUCUCCACUAGCUUCAACAGCAGCUUUAACCACGAGCCCGCAGAGAGCCCCAAAUACCCAGGGAUAUCAUUGCUUGUCCCAGGCAAAAGUCCCAGUAAAUAUGGACGUCGAGGCAGUGCCAUAGGGAUAGGAACAGUAGAAGAGUCUUUGAUUGUCCCAGGGAAAAGCCCAACCAGGAAAAAGUCUGGUCCUUUCAGCUCCAGGCGAAGCAGUGCCAUCGGUAUUGAAAACAUCCAAGAAGUCCAUGAGAAGAGUCAAGAAAGCUCCCCAAAUACCCAGAAGACCCCUGACAGCGGUCACGUCUCUCAAGACCCCAAAUCUGACAACUCGUCCAAUCAGAGCUCCCCCGAGGCUCUUACAACCACCAAGAACAGUUCUUAUCUCGGUGGCAGGGCCCCAUCCAUCCCCGAGGGUCAUGACCUCUCCCGCUCCUCCUCCAACGCUAGUAGCUUCGCCAGUGUGGUGGAGGAGAACGAGACAGAGGCCACAGAGGACUAUGACACAGGCAUGGAGAGUCUGUCGUCUGCCGGGACGCCACACAAGCGAGACUCCUUCACCUACAACACCUGGCUAGAGGACAACAUCAGCAGCACCUGUACCAGCAGUCAUGGUAGCACCCCAGGGCCUGGAAAACCUGAACGAGGGAAGGGGACGGAUGUCCGUAUCAAACUGGAACGACCACACGACCAUCAGUCCUCAUCAAACUGUUAACUCCACCCAUCUGGUUGUAUCCUGGAUCUCCAUCUUCAGUAUUCCCAUAAGUCACAAUCCCACUGGGAGGUGAGACAAGUUCAGGCACUCGCCAUGACCAAUGAUGAGGAGGACGAAGAUGAGGAAGAUGAGGAAGACUAGAAAAAGCAGGUGGAGCCUGGCCAGUCUGCUGCAGAGUGAGGGCCAGAGUGCCCAGAAGUCCAGAAACCUGGAGGACACCGGGGAGGAUGACGCACAAAAGGGUCCAGCUUUUGCACAGUGUUGUUUCCUUCCACUCUUUUCUUUGCCUGUUCUGUUGCCUACAUGUAGUUGUAGGUUUUUCUUUCCCACACCUUUUGUUUCUAAAGCGCACAUUUUCUAUCUACAAAUUCCACGGUUUUAUUUGUAAAAGAUAUCACUGUGGUUUAGUUUGUCUUGUUGAAGCCCAGGUUUGCUGGCCAUACAGGGUAAAGACAGUGCCAUUGAGCUGUUUGUAGAGAUUCUGAGAAGGACUUUCGCUGAAACAUAGAGAAGAUAAUUGCCUGGAUGGUUUCACCAAAUCAACAAAGUUUUUGGCUCAAUAAAGAUCUCUAAUGUAUACAUAAUAUACAAUAUUCCACAUCAAAGUUGGGUAUAUUCUAACAGAACAUCUAAUGGGAUAUAGAAUUGUUCUUUUGCAUGCUGUUAACUGUGAUUAUUUUCUGGGUAAAAUAGGAAAAAUAGGACUGUAUAGCUGCAGCAAAACAAUUGUACUCUUUCCUUUACGACCCAAAUCUCCACAAGAUUAGAUUUCAAACUUGACACCACAGCUCACAGUGAGGAGAGCAAUGCAUCAUCGAUAACAUGGCCUUAUAACUUAAACAUGCAAUUUCUUUGUCACUCAGAUUUAUUUUACCUCACUUGUUUGACUCGCGUAUUCUGCAGCCAAUAAUGGGAUUGCACUAUGAGAUUAACUGUAAAACUAAUAUAUAUAUUCAGAAUUUUUCAUUUUUCCACCAGUUUCUUUAAAAAUGGUGUUGCAAUGCAGUUCUAUUUCAGCACUGUCUGUAUAGGUAAUAUAGCUAAUGAAUGGAUAUUUCCAUAAAUGACUGAUCUAUCUGCUUUGUCCGUCUUGUUUGUUGGCGAAGAGACCAGUCUCUUCAUUAUGUUCACCAUUUUUUCUCUGUAAUAUAUGUCUUUAUUUAUUGAUUUGGUUCCUGUUGAAGUGGCAUACAUCUGUUAUACUGUGCCUCUAUGGUGACUACAUUCAGCAUCCUGCCAUAUGCUUAUACUGUACGUGUUGCUUUGGAGUAAAUUAUAAUGUUGUCAUCUGUAAAGCUCGGUCUAUUUCAAGGGCCACAUAUCUCUCAGAGCAGUCUAUUUGCAAUGCAAUUGUAAUAAAACAGUGAAUAUUUAUUUGCUUUUAAUGUGAGAAAAUAACUCUAAAUACAACUACUGAUUUUGUAAAUACCUAUUAAGUUGGAGGACAGUGUAUAAUGUAUAGGCCAUUGAUUUAAAAUGGGAUUGACCAAUACCUUAAAAUUACUGCCUAGUUGACAAUUUAUUGUUUUAUUUCUUGUACUUUUACUUUUAAAUAUUAUUUUAAGAGAGUUUUGUAGGAGAGACAUAUUUUAAAAGCUAUUCAGACUAUACUGUAAAAGGGAAAUCUCACAGUACAUCCUGCUGAUCAUUUCAGUUGCCUUAUCAUCACAAACUGAUAGUGUAAGUACAUAUAGUGAAGCAAAUAGUUAACAGCCAGCAGGAUUUACAAUGAAAUGGAUGUUUUGUUGUUGUUAUUUUUAUUGUAAAUAAAUGCCCUGAGAACUUUA
Messenger RNA from Sander lucioperca (pikeperch), 4246 nucleotides. RefSeq names its product RAP1 GTPase activating protein. Gene Ontology annotation, molecular function: GTPase activator activity. The transcript has 24 exons. Gene Ontology annotation, biological process: regulation of small GTPase mediated signal transduction; activation of GTPase activity. The record is from RefSeq and is a predicted model, not a curated record. Bases 288 to 2459 code for a protein of 723 amino acids. Gene Ontology annotation, cellular component: cytoplasm. Lineage: Eukaryota; Metazoa; Chordata; Actinopteri; Perciformes; Percidae.